Molecule: messenger RNA, 4822 nt
Organism: Bursaphelenchus xylophilus (pine wood nematode)
Lineage: Eukaryota; Metazoa; Nematoda; Chromadorea; Rhabditida; Aphelenchoididae
Source: the annotation of a GenBank genome assembly
AUGACGAUAGGUCAACUGAAUAGCCCAGAGCGAGACAGUAAGUUGGGGGGAGGGUUAUUCCACUUUCCACUCUUGCCCUGAGGUCCCUGCUCAAACUGAAGAGGUAGACUGUAAUCAGGCCCGUUACAGACAUGGUUUGUAGCCAAAUUGCGCUCUUUGGCUGGGUCACAUUGCCAAAAUUUCAUGACGUUUUCGCAGCUGAUGCGCUCGAAACAUGAGACCCGCCUGUUUACCCAGCGGCUCUUCUACAAGGAGAGGAACUGUUGUCAUGUUGUUCACAACAAAAACUAGUUCAUUAUACCUCCCAAAAACAGAAGAGUCGGCUGUCUGCCUCCUCCACUAUCAUUUUGAGCCCUUUGUUUUCUCAAUCCCCGUGCUUAUUAAACCCGCCGUCUGUUCGGUCGGCGGGCUUCAGAAUUUUCGAAGAUUAAUUUUCCGAAUACAUAUUUUCUGUUUUUAGUUCACGACUCGCAUCUUUUCAAAAAAAUGUACAAGCUCGGCCCCGAGAUUGGCCGAGGUGGCUUCGGCGUCGUCUACGCCGGCUACCGCAUCGAAGACAACUUCAGCGUGGCGAUCAAGUACGUCGCCAAGCGCAACAUCACCGAAUGGACCACCUACGAGGGCCGCCGGAUCCCGUUGGAGAUCGCGCUGCUCGAGACGUGCAAGGAUUGCCCCGGCGUGGUCCGAACAAUCGACUGGUUCGAGCGACAGGACGGCUUCUUCGUGGUGAUGGAGCGCCCCACACCGUUCUGCGACCUCUUCGACUUCAUCUCGGACAGAGGCGCGUUGGACGAGCAGAUCGCCAGAGCCCUCUUCAAGCAGGUCGUCGAGACGUCGAUCGCGUGCGCCAACGCCAACGUUGUGCAUCGAGACAUCAAGGACGAGAACAUCAUCCUCGACAUCAACAACGGAACAAUCAAACUGAUCGACUUUGGAUCCGGCGCCUUCUUGAAGGGCGAGGAAUUCACUGAUUUCGAAGGUAGGUCGCUUUUUCCGACUUGAAUUUAAACUUGCUGCCAAUAGUGUCCCAAAAUAUAAAAGUAAUCUUGAGAUAGUAGCUGUUUCGUGACUUGCAUUUUUCGGUAAAGGGUUUUUUCUCGCUCUCUCAUUGUCCGGCAUUUCCACGAAAAUCCAGUUAAUGAAUUUGACAGCCGUCCGCCGACCGAAUUUGUAAUAUUUUUUUACGAAGCCUGAUGCAUCCGUAGUGGCCGGAACGUGAAGUGCGGGUGGUCCGGCCGUGCCGUGUGUCCGCAAUUAGGGCCUGACAUUCGACGGCGGGGAUUUUACGCCACCACUCGAUGCGGGGGUUCCAGGACCGUAAUCGGCAGAAAUUCCGCUGAUUCAUGGGCGAAAAAUGCCGCACGAAACCGAUGGGGUUGGAUUGAGAGUCCGUUUCUCAGUUCGCUAAUGCCUUUUGCCGAUGAUUUACGAUAAGCAAAAUAAACGCGGGCGGCUGUCAUUUUGCAAUUGAUAACGAAAGCGAAUGGGAUGACAGGUCCCCGCUCUUAGUGGAACCCAGACGCCCGGCUUCCAUCCGCUCCGAAAACAACUAUUAGUCAAGCAUGUGGGCCUCGUAAAUCCUCGGGGCCCGUUAUGCAACGUUUUGCCAAGUCACCUGUUCUCAUCCUCCCGGACCUCGGAGGAUGUUUCCGGUUAUAUCGCAUAAGGAUGGGGCGACAAAAACACCUGGUUUUUUUUGCACUGACCGCAAAACGGGAGCAGCGAAAAAAGUUCGAUGGAACGCGGAACGGUCGGGCGAGUAGAAAAAGCGUUUUGCACUUCCUCCGUGCGAAACUUGUGUUCGUAGAAUAGCGCAUUUCUUUUUGAUCCCGAUGAUCCGCAGCUCUCGAAACAGCUUCCGAAACAAUUAAGAGCACUUCCAAAUUGAUUACACUUCUCCAAAAAGUUUAGCUAUUACGGCCUGAGAAUGGGAGCUAUUUUUAUGCCCUUCCAAAGUCGGUUCGAUCGGAUUUUGGCGACACUGUCUCCGGAGGGAUUAAUUCCGGCCCCAAUGAGGAACUCAUUACUCCGUCCCCGCCGCUCUCACUGAUCGUUCCCGGAAACAGAUUUUCACGGGAAUCGAUGAUAGAUGGGGGCUCGGUUUUAUGUGGAUUAGCUCCAACCGUUAUCGUUGUGUGUGGGCUCGGCGGGUUUUUAUGGGAUUCCGCCAGACCCAUUUUCGCGGCUCGUCGAAAAAAAUCUGAAUGUGUUCUGCACACCGAGAUCCCCGGCCGCCGGCUCCCUUUUCUUGACUCCCGCACCAACGGGGCGAGGUCAAUUGGCGGAACGCCAACCACUUUCUCACAAGGAACUCUUCCAUUGGGUGGUGUUCGGUGCGAGAAAAGUCGUAGUGGAGUGAUGGAAUGAGUCUGUGUGUGUGUGUGGAAUGCGCGCGAUGCCGGGUACGAGUUGGCGCCGCGACCUCGAUCGCGGCGACGGAUAAGCCGCCGCUCUCUCGGCGGUGGGUCGUUGCGCUCAUCGGAACAAAAAAAUAAGAAGCGCUCGCUCAUUAGGCGACAUUAACGACGCAGUGGGGUCCGCGAGCGAGCGCUCAGCUGGCGAGCGAAUGGCGAACAGAUGACGAGCGAAAAUUAGAGAGCAAUUUUAGCGACCCCAACGCUCGCGUUUGGUCCCUAAAAGCGAGUGCCUCGCAAAAGGGAGCGAUUACAUUCGGCCAGCGAUUAGAGGCCCGGCAUAGCAACAGAAGGCAGACAGGAAGCGAACCCCCUACCGGGGGCGCAGACUUUCACUCGCUUCGAGCGUUGGCACCAUGCCACUUCGGUGUGUCCUUGCCCCCACUCCCUCAAUUUUGGCGCCAUUCCGGGGACAGCUGGCGAGUCGCGGCGGUGCGCUGACUGCCUCGACCUCAGAGCGAAUCGUCUCGGUUUGCGCCCUCCGCGAACGGCACUCCUUCGACCCGGCUGCUGGUGCCGGGGCGUGUCGGUCUCGAAGUUCUUGCGGGCGAGAACGGACACAAAAAAAACAAGAGAAAAAAUUGCCGUUCCGUCAGCGAAAUUCACUCCGACUUUUUCGAGCGAGCAGUAAAAACACGGCCUCCAGAAUUGGAACAACAACGGCGAGAAGUAAAACCCCCCAAGUCUGAGCUCCAAGUUCGGUUCCGACAUUCGUCGGCGGGGAGCUUUGUUUUUCCAACGAUUAGCGACCAAAUUAGCUCCCGUAAAGCCUCCCCUAAAGGCCGGUGGGUUCUGUCUGCGUUUUUGUGAGCGAUAAAUUGAGUUUUGUGCGGGCAAAACAAACUACGGUAUUGUUGGAAUGUGCGAAAAACAACGUCGUCUCAGGGCAUGGAGCCGAGUGCCGGACGCGGCGUAAAUAGCCAACAGGCGAGUGUCUAAAAAUACGCAAAAAUGCAAAAAGCAUGGGAACAGAAAGCAUAAACAGGCCCAGACCGGCCGAAAACAAGUCCUAAAGAUGCAAAAAAACUGUCAAUCAAGCUUUGGAAUCAUGAAUCAUUUUGCAGGUACUCGCGUCUACGGCCCUCCCGAAUGGAUCAGCAAGCAGAGUUACGACGGCCUCGCGGCCUGUGUAUGGUCGUUAGGGAUCUUGUUGUAUGAUAUGGUUGCUGGCGACAUCCCCUUCCAUCACGAUCACGAAAUUCUCGCUGGAAUUUUAAAAUGGAAGCGACGAAUCAGCCUUGACUGCCAAGACCUCAUUCAGCAGUGUCUUAUGGUCGACCCUCAACAGCGGUGUUCGCUGGAAGAGAUGCUUGACCAUCCCUGGCUUCAAGGUGACGUGAAGAAACUUGGACGCGCCGAACUGUCCAUGGCUAAGCGACCGAUUCAAGGAGUCGAGGCUGUGAAUCCCGACGAACAAGACAUCGAGAUCAUGAAGUUGGCCAGCCUGAGCACCGGGCCAUUCGACGAAGAUGAUGAGGAGUUUACGAUUGAGUCGAGAACCAACGACUCGCAUACCACCAUCGUCCGCGAGCCAUUUUUGCCGAUUUUCGGUGGAAAUGAUCAAGAAGUACCGGCGGCCGCUGAAGCCUGGCGAGCACUCGCCACUACUGGCCGAUUAGCCAACAACAACUCGAACCUACCGGACUGGCUGAACACUUGUCAGAACCGCACCGACGACCGCAACAACAACGCCGGCUUCGCGAGUCCGACGCCUAAGCCAAUCAACCGCUACUUCCCUUAUCAGGACUACUCGUCCCGCGGCAACAGUGAUAACAACUUGCCCUCGGCGGUCUUGUAUGAAGGAGCGCCGACGAUUGCUUUGGAGCAUCCCGGAACCUCGUCGUAUGGGGAUUGGGACGAUGACAACGACCACCAUGUUUAUCAUCACAAGAGCAUGAGCUUUUAUGGUAAGGAGAGUCUUAUUCUGGAGUUUUUUGGUGGCUGAUGGCUUGCUGAUCGGAUAGAAAUUCGAAUUUUUGCCCGUGAUCUCAUAACCAAUAUUUAUAGAAGCCCGACCGACCGUCAGUGCCACCCAGACGAAUGGCUGCGCCGAGCCGGUGGCGCGCAAGAUCUCGAACAACCCGUUGGGGUCCUUUCAGGUCCCCAGCGGAGCCAAACUCGGGAUCAGCAUGCUGGGUAUGGGGCGUCGUCCACAACAUCACCGCUCCACCGGGCCGCGGACCGAGCUUCUCAAACAAGAAGCUCCGGCCUACUCCAUGGUUCAUAUGAGCUACCCGCCCGACAACACCACGCUUCAUUCGGCGUCCGUCAGCAAGCCGCAGUCCAUCAACCGCGACGGCGAGCGCAAGGGAGCCGCCGACUCCGGCUUCUCGUCGGGGAGUUCGGGCUACGUUGUAGGCAUUUCGUCGUCGCCGCCCGGCGGCGCCUUCAUGCUAGGCAGCUACUGA